Messenger RNA from Closterium sp. Yama58-4, 378 nucleotides. Lineage: Eukaryota; Viridiplantae; Streptophyta; Zygnematophyceae; Desmidiales; Closteriaceae. The record is from the annotation of a GenBank genome assembly.
AUGCAAACAGCACUGGCAGAUACAGAGCCAUUUGAGGUCCAGCUCGCCUCAUUCAACGUCUUCCACCAUGGCAAGAGCUGCACUGUGUGGCUGCAGCCAACUCCCUCGCCGCCUCUUAUCGCCCUUCAGCAUACGCUGGAAGCUGCUUUUCCUGAGUGCAACGACCUCAGCCAAAUCGUGGCUGACCGCUUCUGCCCUCACGUCUCCGUUGGCCAGUGGCGCACAAGGAAGGAGGCAGAAGCAGCCAUCAGUUCGUUCCGGCAAACAUGGACGCCUAUCACCUUUCAAGUAUCCUGCGUCUCGCUUAUCAGUAGGCAAGGUUAUCACGAUCCUUUCAAUGGACAGGUGCAAGUGCCUCUAGGUGCUGCUAAUUCAUGA